Ciona intestinalis (vase tunicate) is the source of this 1736-nucleotide messenger RNA. The record is from RefSeq and is a predicted model, not a curated record. NCBI's taxonomy places the organism in Eukaryota, Metazoa, Chordata, Ascidiacea, Phlebobranchia, Cionidae.
ACAGUAGACCACAAGAAAAUACUGUUUUGUUAGAAGGAAUUAUACAUUAUGUAUAGUGUGUGCCGUGUAGUCUAUAUUCUGGUUAUGCGGAAAUACAAGAACUGUUAGUCAUGCAAAAGAAAAUAGAACGUGAUGUACCGGAUUGCAUUGCACCACCGUAUUUCAGUUUCGAGUGUACAGUACAGAUAUGAAUGCAGGGUCAAAUGGAACAGUAGUUAGGUUACGUAUAUAUCAAAGUUAACAGUUUGGUUUUGCGUGGUCUAUGCAGAGAAGAAUAUUUACAAAAUUAAAUACCCGUAGCCUCACGGCUCUAUAAUUUUAAGUGCGAACGGUAUCCCAUCUUAUCCCACAGUAUAGGUUGUAGGUUUUUAAAAUGUCGUCCAACACGUACGACACUGUUGAAAUAAGACCGAAGCCCUUGCAAGAAACAAUUGAAAGUGAACCGUGUUAUUUUGGUACUAUAUCAAGAGAAGAAGCAGAGACAAACUUACUGGAACGCGGGGAAAACGAUGGUACUUUUCUAGUGCGUAAAGGCACAGAUGGGGAGUAUCGUAUAUCUCUUCUUUCCAGUACAAGUGACGGAUCGUGCAGGGUUUAUAAUUAUAGAGUUAAAUUGGCAACAAACAGAACUUACAGCAUAGAUGACACGUAUUCGUUUCCCGCGGUCCACCAACUUGUACGUUACUAUUCUCAGAAAUGUAGCGGUCUGCCCAGUAAACUCGUAGCGCCGUGUCCGAAAGAAGAUUUGGAGAAAGAACCGGAAAGCGGAUUCCACCCUUUAUUGCCCGUGAUUGCUGGUAGUUCAGUUGAAAUGAGAUCUCAACUUUCAUGUGGAAGUUAUUCAGAAAUAUGGAAAGCCAACUACCUUCGAACCACGUUCGCAGCGAAAUGCGCUUUGAGUAACCACUGCACGUUACUGGUAAAAGAAGCAAACAUUAUGAGGGAAUUAAGACACAACAAUGUCGUACAGAUUAGCGGUGUAAUAUUAGAGCCCCAAACCAUUGUAUUCGACUACUAUCCUAACCGGGACCUGUUAGACUACAUGCUUAGAGGAGAAAAAUACGAGAUGACAAAUUACCACAGAACGCAAAUGGCUAUUCAGGUAGCAUCCGGACUUGAGUACAUCUCCAAGCGUGGCAUCAUUCAUCGCAACAUCCGAGCUUCCAACAUCCUCGUGGAUCAAAAUCUUGGUUGCAAAGUUUCCAGUUUCGGUUAUGCUGUAAAUAUGGACAAGGAUGGGCGGUAUAUCAAAGACGAAGAUGACCGACCCUUUCAAUCUCAAAUGUUCCGCUGGAUGGCGUUAGAGGGCGCCUCCCUUGGAUACUUUUACUCCAAGAGUGAUGUAUGGAGCUAUGGCUGUCUUUUGGUUGAAAUUUUUACAAACGGUGAAGCACCAUUCUCAGGCGAGUUAACACAAAACAUACUGCGCAAAGUAUCUUCAGGAGUGCGUGUUGGAAAACCACCGAUCGCAUCACAAGAAAUGUACGAUAUUAUGAAGCUAUGUUGGCACCCAAAUUACGACCAAAGGCCCGAUUUCAAUAAAAUUCAGACGUUGCUGAAACUAUUGACUGAUAAAAAGGUGACCAUCAAACCGAAGGCGAUUAAAGCUGCCAAACGUAACAAAUAUAACGUCAACCUAUCUUCGCCUCUUCGAUCGAAGAGUACAUCGUGACGUUUUAUGAAUUACUAACGGCCAGCAAUUUUCAUUAGUUUUACUCGGUUACACUUCACCUGAA